AUGAGCUCUGCCGAGUGCUACGGAGCACCACCGCCCAACUACUACUCUGACUGGACGACGCCAUCAUACUAUGCUGGCGCGGCGCCCUCCUACUCCCCAAUCAACCAUCAUCACCAUCCAGCAGACAUUUGGGCCGCCCAUCCAUCGAACUACGCCUUGGGAGGAACGGGAUCCAACGGGACCAUCUCUCCACCGGCUCCUGGCGCCAAUGCCAGAGGCUCACCAUCAUCGAAUUCGUCAGUGGAAAUGCCAGCAGGGGUGACGGCGUCACAGCAUAAUACCUACAAAUGGAUGCACACCAAGAGAGUUCAGAGACCAGUUGUUCCAAAAAAGAAGGUGAUCGAUGAGAAUGGCACGAAUCGCACCAACUUCACAACACAUCAACUCACAGAGCUCGAAAAAGAGUUUCAUACGGCGAAAUAUGUGAAUCGGACACGACGGACCGAGAUCGCGUCGAAUUUGAAAUUGCAGGAAGCACAGGUCAAAAUCUGGUUCCAAAAUCGUCGAAUGAAGGAAAAGAAGCGCGAAAAGGAAAAGGCUUUUCUGGCUCGAAACUCGUGGGAUUCCGCCUCGCCGGGCAGUGUGGAAGACUGCAAAGGAUUCAAGUGA
Caenorhabditis briggsae is the source of this 609-nucleotide messenger RNA. RefSeq names its product Protein CBR-CEH-13 (gene Cbr-ceh-13). Gene Ontology annotation, biological process: regulation of transcription by RNA polymerase II. The record is from RefSeq and is a predicted model, not a curated record. Gene Ontology annotation, molecular function: RNA polymerase II cis-regulatory region sequence-specific DNA binding; DNA-binding transcription factor activity, RNA polymerase II-specific. Lineage: Eukaryota; Metazoa; Nematoda; Chromadorea; Rhabditida; Rhabditidae. The transcript has 3 exons. Gene Ontology annotation, cellular component: nucleus. The coding region runs from base 1 to 609 and encodes 202 amino acids.